GACGGAAAAACGCCUCUUCAUUACGCAGCCAUUCGGGGAGAUCUGUUGUGUGUUAAUGUCAAUGUCGUGGCUAAUUUGUUAGAAAAUGGUGCACAAGUGGAUGCCAGGGAUAAGGUGAAGAUAGAUAUAUAUCUUGGCCCCAUGUAUAGAGUUGCUCUAUUGUCUGUCAUUCCACUGAAUUUCAUCCAAUAUAAUGUAGAUAUGUAGGACAAUAGGAUAGAUAUAUCUAUGUUUGUGGAGAUAUCGUAGAUCAUUUGUGUCACCCGUAUUGCAUGCAACAUGACUGAUGUAUGCACAUAAUAGAACCGUAUUAAUACGGUCAAGAAUUUAGGGCCAUGAAUAAUUACUCGUAUUAACGGAGUAAUGGUGUUAGCACAGGCGUGGCCACAUAGGUGUGUGAGAUACUUACGUGGAUGUGUCAUAUUAAAUUCAUGCACGCAAUUGCAAAAUGGUAAGAAAUUAUGCGUGAAGAGACCGGAGUAACACAAACAAAACCGUGUAUUGGGGUUGGGGGAUGAGGUUGACAAUAUAUUUAAACUCUUUUCCAUGCGGAAAUUUAGCAACUAGUAUAUAAUAUUAGGAAUAGUUCAUAGUAAAUUUGUCCCCACUAGCUGAAGUUUUAGAUUGAUUCAUAAUGCCAUUAAACUCUACUUUGGCGAAUUUAUUGUCAUAACAGCCUUUUAUAGGGCGGUGUAGGUAGGUUUCACUAAGCACUGUUGUGCAGCAGAUUGUGGUUAAUCCGCAGUUAUGAGAGUGUGGAAAUAAUUUUAAUUCAAAAAGAAUUGAGAGAUUUACUUGUUGAAUUUUCAUGCUCCUUUAUUUGUUUGCGGUUCCUUUGAUGAACACUAGCUGCUUCCUCAUCGCACUUACUGAAAUUCACCAAUAUUGGGUUGAUUCACUACAUUCGUGUGUUAUUGUUUCUAAAUCAAGCCAUUGGUAGAAAAUUUGCAAAACGUUGAAGUUACGAGUAUUUAGGGUGCAAAUUGACACAUUUUUACGUACUUGCUACUACAAAAUCGUUGUUAAAAUAAAUUGUGGAAGGAUUUUGUAGAUGGAAAUUUCUAAUGUGAAUUUUAUACAUUUAUUAAACUUAACAAAAUACAACUAGAGGUCCUCUGGCAGGAAUCAAACCUGCAGCCCUGCUAUUCCGGUGCAGUGCUUUAACCAACUGAACUACAGAGGCCAGUUGUCGAGUCUAUAACCACAAGUUCAUGUAUAGAUGUAUACAAGUGUGAUGCCAAUGUAAGGUGUAUGUAUAAAUAUCAGGAUUUUGGGCGUCUAGGCUCGAUAUCACUAAUUGCAGAAUGUUUUAGUUAUGUUGAGUGUAGUUGACUAGUUUAUUUUCAUAACUGAUCUAUAAUGCCUAUGGCCGGCAUAACUGACUUAUUGAAAUUUGGAGUGUCAUUGAGCAGUUAAAUAUCGCUGUUGUCUUCCUUAAAGUAGAAAACGACUGACUAGAGAGUUCUUAGUGAUUUCUCUUUCGUGCAAGAAUUGCGUCAAUGACUGCAAGUGCAUAAGUAGCGGACACCAAUAGUUUUUUUUUUGGGGGGGGGGGUAUAUAAAUUUGCAAUAUAUGUAGCUUUCGCUAAGCACUGUCUUGCAGCAGAUGUAUGAUGGUCAAUCACAGUGAAAAAAUAAUGUUCAGUCAAUCCAAUAUAUUUGAGAAAUUUACCACUAGUUAGAUAUUUCAUGUUCCAAUAUAUGAAUGCUAACCUUUCUGAAGUUGACACCAUCUGCUGCCCCAUUACACUUACUGAAAUCCACCAAUAUGGGGUACAUUGACUACAUUGGUGUGUUGUUGUUUUUAAAUCAAACCAUUGGCAGAAAAUUUGGAAAAUAUUUAAGUUUCGAGUUUCAAGGGUGCAUGCCGAUUAACAUAUUCUGUCCUGUUUCUCACUGCAAAAUUGCAGUUGAAAUAAAGCCUGUCAAGGCUUUUCAGAUUUGUAUAUUUUUUUGUAGGACGGAAAAACGCCUCUUCAUUACGCAGCCAUUCGGGGAGAUCUGUUGGGUGUUAAUGUCAAUGUCGUGGCUAAUUUGUUAGAAAAUGGUGCACAAGUGGAUGCCAGGGAUAAGGUGAAGAUAGAUAUAUAUGUUGGCCCCAUGUAUAGAGUUGCUCUAUUGUCUGUCAUUCCACUGAAUUUCAUCCAAUAUAAUGUAGAUAUGUAGGACAAUAGGAUAGAUAUAUCUAUGUUUGUGGAGAUAUCGUAGAUCAUUUGUGUCACCCGUAUUGCAUGCAACAUGACUGAUGUAUGCACAUAAUAGAACCGUAUUAAUACGGUCAAGAAUUUAGGGCCAUGAAUAAUUACUCGUAUUAACGGAGUAAUGGUGUUAGCACAGGCGUGGCCACAUAGGUGUGUGAGAUACUUACGUGCAUGUGUCAUAUUAAAUUCAUGCACGCAAUUACAAAAUGGUAAGAAAUUAUGCGUGAAGAGACCGGACUAACACAAACAAAACCGUGUAUUGGGGUUGGGGGAUGAGGUUGACAAUAUAUUUGAACUUUUUUCCCAGGUGUAGAUUUAAUGCCAUUAAACUCUACUUUGGCAAAUUUAUUGUCAUAACAGCCUUUUAUAUGGCGGUGUAUAGGUAGGUUUCACUAAGCACUGUUGUGCAGCAGAUUUUGGUUAAUCAGCAGUUAUGAGAGUGUGGAAAUAAUUUUAAUUCAGAAAGAAUUGAGAGAUUUACUUGUUGAAUUUUUAUGCUCCUUUAUUUGUUUGCGGUUCCUUUGAUGAACACUAGCUGCUUCCUCAUCGCACUUACUGAAAUUCACCAAUAUUGGGUUGAUUCACUACAUUCGUGUGUUAUUGUUUCUAAAUCAAGCCAUUGGUAGAAAAUUUGCAAAACGUUGAAGUUACGAGUAUUUAGGGUGGAAAUUGACACAUUUUUACGUACUUGCUACUACAAAAUCGUUGUUAAAAUAAAUUGUGGAAGGAUUUUGUACAUGGAAAUUUCUAAUGUGAAUUUUAUACAUUUAUUAAACUUAACAAAAUACAACUAGAGGUCCUCUGGCAGGAAUCAAACCUGCAGCCCUGCUAUUCCGGUGCAGUGCUUUAACCAACUGAACUACAGAGGCCAGUUGUCGAGUCUAUAACCACAAGUUCAUGUAUAGAUGUAUACAAGUGUGAUGCCAAUGUAAGGUGUAUGUAUAAAUAUCAGGAUUUUGGGCGUCUAGGCUCGAUAUCACUAAUUGCAGAAUGUUUUAGUUAUGUUGAGUGUAGUUGACUAGUUUAUUUUCAUAACUGAUCUAUAAUGCCUAUGGCCGGCAUAACUGACUUAUUGAAAUUUGGAGUGUCAUUGAGCAGUUAAAUAUCACUGUUGUCUUCCUUAAAGUAGAAAACGACUGACUAGAGAGUUCUUAGUGAUCUCUCUUUCGUGCAAGAAUUGCGUCAAUGACUGCAAGUGCAUAAGUAGCGGACACCAAUAGUUUUUUUUUUUUGGGGGGGGGAUAUAAAUUUGCAAUAUAUGUAGCUUUCGCUAAGCACUGUCUUGCAGCAGAUGUAUGAUGGUCAAUCACAGUGAAAAAAUAAUGUUGAGUCAAUCCAAUAUAUUUGAGAAAUUUACCACUAGUUAGAUAUUUCAUGUUCCAAUAUAUAAAUGCUAACCUUUCUGAAGUUGACACCAUCUGCUGCCCCAUUACACUUACUGAAAUCCACCAAUAUGGGGUACAUUGACUACAUUGGUGUGUUGUUGUUUUUAAAUCAAACCAUUGGCAGAAAAUUUUCAAAAUCUUUAAGUUUCGAGUUUCAAGGGUGCAUGCCGAUAAACAUGUUCUGACCUGCUUCUCGCUGCGAAACUGCAGUUGAAAUGAAGCCUGUCAAGGCUUUUCAGCUUUGUAUAUUUUUUUGUAGGAGGAAAAAACGCCUCUUCAUUACGCAGCCAUGGUGGAAGAUGAUAAGGUCGUGGCACAUUUGUUAGAAAAAGGUGCACAAGUGGAUGCCAGGGAUAAGGUGAGGAUAGAUAUGUAUGUUGGCCCAAUGUAUAGACUUGCUCUAUUGUCUUGUCAUGCCACUGAAUUUCGUCAGACAUAAUGUAGAUAGGACAAUAGGAUGGAUAUGUGUAUGUUUGUCGAGAUAUAGUAGAUCAUUACAUCCGUGUCACCUGUAUUUCAUCCAACAUGACCGAUAUAUUCACAUAAUAAUAGAACCGUAUUAAUACGGUCAAGAAUUUAGGGCCAUAAUAAAUUAUUCGUAGUGAGGGGGUAAUGCACUUACGUGCAUGUGUCAUAUUAAAUUCAUGCACGCAAUUACAAAAUGGUAAGAAAUUAUGCGUGAAGAGACCGGAGUAACACAAACAAAACCGUGUAUCGGGGUUGGGGGAUGUGGUUGACAAUAUAGUUAAACUCUUUUUCCCAUGUGUAGAUUUAAUGCCAUUAAACUCUACUUUGGCAAAUUUAUUGUCAUAACAGCCUUUUAUAGGGCGGUGUAGGUAGGUUUCACUAAGCACUGUUGUGCAGCAGAUUGUGGUUAAUCAGCAGUUAUGAGAGUGUGGAAAUAAUUUUAAUUCAAAAAGAAUUGAGAAAUUUACUUGUUGAAUUUUCAUGCUCCUUUAUUUGUUUGCGGUUCCUUUGAUGAACACUAGCUGCUUCCUCAUCGCACUUACUGAAAUUCACCAAUAUUGGGUUGAUUCACUACAUUCGUGUGUUAUUGUUUCUAAAUCAAGCCAUUGGUAGAAAAUUUGCAAAACGUUGAAGUUACGAGUAUUUAGGGUGGAAAUUGACACAUUUUUACGUACUUGCUACUACAAAAUCGUUGUUAAAAUAAAUUGUGGAAGGAUUUUGUAGAUGGAAAUUUCUAGUGUGAAUUUUAUACAUUUAUUAAACUUAACAAAAUACAACUAGAGGUCCUCUGGCAGGAAUCAAACCUGCAGCCCUGCUAUUCCGGUGCAGUGCUUUAACCAACUGAACUACAGAGGCCAGUUGUCGAGUCUAACCACAAGUUCAUGUAUAGAUGUAUACAAGUGUGAUGCCAAUGUAAGGUGUAUGUAUAAAUAUCAGGAUUUUGGGCGUCUGCGCUCGAUAUGGCUAAUUGCAGAAGGUUUUAGUUAUGUUGAGUGUAGUUUGACUAGUUUAUUUUCAUAACUGAUAUAUAAUGCCUAUGGCCGGCAUAACUGACUUCUUGAAAUUUGCAGUUUCAUUGAGCAGUUAAAUAUUACUGUUGUCUUUUUGAAAGUAGAACACGCCCGACUAGAGAGUUCUUCGUGAUCUCUCUUUCGUGCAAUAUUUGGAAGAAGGCUUCUUUGAUGGCCUCAAGUUGUGCCUUCUUUCUUGCUUUCGCUUCCUUACUGAGCAGUGGACACCAAACUUGUGGGUGUGGGAGGGGGGGUGGGUUAUAAAUGGACAGUAUAUAUGGACAGUAGUUUGUUUCGCUAAACACUGUCGUGCGGCAGACGCAUGGUGUCGAAAUAAUGUUAAUUCAAUUGAAUAUAAUUGAGAAAUUUAGCACUAGUUCAAUAUUUCAUGCUUCAAUAUGAUAUAAAUGUUAACCUUUUUGAAAUUGAACACCGUCUGCUGCCCCAGUACACUUACUGAAAUCCAGCAAUAUGGGGUACAUUAACUACAUUGGUGGUGUUGUUGUUUCUAAAUCUAAAUAUUGGCAGAAAAUUUGCAAAAUAUUUAAGUUCGAGUUUCAAGGGUGCAUACCAAUUAACAUGUUCGGACCUGCUUAUCACUGAAAAAUUGCAGUUGAAAUAAUGCCUGUCAAUGCUUUUCAGAUUGGUAUAUAUUUUUUUUGUAGGACGAAAAGACGGCUCUUCAUUACGCAGCCAUGAAGGGACAUGCUGUGGUCGUGGUACAUUUGUUACAAAAAGGUGCACAAGUGGAUGCCAAGGAUAAGGUGAGGAUAGAUAUGUAUGUUGGCCCCUUGUUUUGACUUGGUCUAUUGUGUGUCAUCCCACUGAAUUUCACCCAACAUAAUGUAGAUAGGACGAUAGGACGAUCAUUACAUUUCACCCAACAUAAUGUAGAUAGGACGAUCAUUACAUCUGUGUCACCUGUAUUGCACCCAACAUGACUGAUGUAUGUACAUACAGAACCCUAUUAAUACGGUCUAGAAUUUAGGGCCAUAAAAAUGUACUCGUAGUAACGGGGUAAUGGUGUUAACACAGUUACGCAGGCGUGACCAUAUCAAGGUGUGUGGGAUAUUUGGAUGCAAUGCGUCAUAUUAACUUCAUGAACGCCAUUGCAAAACGGUAAAAAACUGUGCCGUAGAAAAUUAGCAAAUAUUGAAGGUGUACGAGAAUUAAGGGUUCCAUUAACAUGUUCUGGCCUACCUACUUGUUACUACAAUAUCGCAGAUAAAAUAAAGCUUAUCAAGCUUUCAAAGUUGUAAAAUUUUGUUUUAGGACGAUAAAGCGGCACUUGAAUUGGCAACAUACGCAAUGCGUGGUGAUAUUGUGGAAUUAUUACAAGAUGCCAUUGAUAGGGUGAGGAUAGAUAUGUGUGUUGGCCCCAUGUAUAGACUUGGUUUAUGUGUGUCAUCCCAAUGAAUUUCGCCCAACGUUAUGUAGAUAGGACAAUAGGAUAUAUAUAUGUAUAUAUGUUUGUGCAGAUAUAGUAGUUCAUUACAUCUGUGUCACCUGUAUUGCAUCAACAUGAUUGAUGUACGCAGCCUAGUCCCAGGCUCUCUCUCUAUUUGCUGCUUUGAUAUAUUUAAAUAAAUUUUAAAUGUUUUAUGCCUGAGUGUGCUGUGCGGAACGCUUCAGCGAGAGAGCCUAGCAGAUUUCGGUAAAAUAGUCCCUGAUUUCAAAAAAGUGGUCCCUGGCCUGGUUACCAAGCAUGCCGCAUUUGUAAAUAGAAAAUGUUAUGGAAAUUCCCUUUGCGUUUAUAAUUAAGUCGUUUUUUUGCUCUAAUGCUGUCCUAACAAUGAAAUAGGCUACGUUUCGCUACCAUACGGUCAGAAUGGAAUAACGGGCUAAAUGUGAGUCGUGUUUACUAAAAUAUAAAGCCAUAUUAAAUGCUAUCUAGAAGCUUGAAAAUUAUGUCAAGUCUCAGACCAAAAAUGUUUUGACAACACAGUCAUGUCAGACAAAUAUUUCCAAUCUCCUCAGCUACUUAAACCUGUCAAGUAGAAAGCGCGUGGGUUAUGUAUUACAAGGUUAUUUGUAUAUAUAAAUUUUCCGCCAUUAAAAAGACUGAAAUCUGCUAGGCGUUCUGAAGGGUUUUCACUAGUUUCCAUUGUGUGUGGGAUAUUUGGAUGCAUGCGUCAUACAAACCAUUGGUAGAACAUUUUCCAAAUAUUUAAGUUUCGAGUUCCAAGGAGUAGUGUUCUAACUAAGUUUGCCCCCACUAGCUGAAGUUUUAGAUUGAUUCAUAACUCCAUUGAACUCUACUUUGACUAUACUUUAUUAUCAUAACUGACUUAUAAUUCCUAUGGCCGGCUUGACUGACUUAUUGAAAUUUCUAGCUAACGUCAUUGAGCAGUUAAACAUUUCGUUGAAAGUACAACACAAGAGUUACAGGUGUAUGUACCACAGAAUACCAGUCUUAUUUAUUUCUUAUAUAAAAUUUGAAGGAAAUAUGCUAUAAACUUUAUUUUUGGGAUUAUAUGUUAGUUUGUCUUAAUUGACAUAUAAAAACAAAAAAUGUAUAUUUUCUUAAAAAUUCUUAAAAAUAAUCAGGAUUAACAAAAAGUAACAUUCUAUAUUUUUGGUACUUUUUUUUCGCAUAAUGCCUAUAAAAUCCGAAUGUUUAAAAAUAAGUUCGCCAACCAGCAUAAUUUAUGUUGAUCAAUACUUUUUCUAUGAUGCGACAUUAUUACUACACUGGAAUCACACAGUGUAAUAAAUUUUACCAUUGAAAAACCUGGUAUUCUUUGGUUAUACCACUCAUGGUAUUCUGUACUGAUUUAGUGUUUAACUUUCACUAAAUUAAGUUAGCAAUAUCCCACAGUAUUAUCAUACAAGAUGACACACCAAAUCCUGGUACAAUUUGAUAAACCGUUGCUUAUCUCUGAACUGGUAUUCUGUGGUAUAUUGGAUUUUUUCCCACAGAAUAUUCAUUUAAAAAAAAUAAUUAAGUCUAUGAAAUCUUGCCCCAAAACCCCCAGGAAGAAAAAAUAUAUCGAUAGACUAUACUAAAAAAUAUCAAGGAACCAUAUUAUAUACAUUGCAUUAGACAAAAGAUAUAGAAAAAGUAAAUUUUUGCGGUAUUCUGUGGUACAUACACCUGUACGACAAUGGUUGCAAGUGUAAAAGUCAACGUUCUGCCGAAAGUCGUGGGUUUUCUCCUGUUACUCUUACAGGGAAAGUUGGCAGGGUGGGUUAAACACAUACAUAGGUCAGGGGGCAGAUAAUGAGGUAUGGACUAAUAGCGGCUGCUAAAGCGCCAUUUGUAAGCUCACAGUCUACCUUGGUCUGCUUCACGUCAGUUCCAGUUCUGUCUAUUUAUCUAUUCACAAUCACAAUGAAAAACCCUGAUAUAGGAAGUGUGCUGUGCAAUAUCUGUAUCUGUAUAAUAAUAUUGAAGUAAAUAUCACAGAAAACAAAGCAAAAGGUGACAAUUCAACAAUGUGCUUUUAUUAUAUUUUUCUAUUAUAUCUCUACAUAAGGUGAAUCCGUUGGGUUUACGUGUCGGACAGGAUACACUUCAAUACUGACAACAGAAAGAAUCUUCGGUUCGGAAGAUUUUUACAGCGAACUGAGCAAAGCGUGCUUUCAUUGCCAAGCCUUGAUGUCCACAGAAAUCUGAUCCAACGUCUCGCUUGACUAAUGUAACCCAACACUGAAAGGAUUUCUUGUUGCAAAUUUAUAUUUUAUCGCCCGAAACUAUAACACACAAGUUGUAAUUUUCCAAGCACAACAAGUACACUCCUCUACUACACCUUCCUAAGUAUAAUUUCAAUUUAGCACCCAGAAUCUGGGAGCCACGUGACCAGCUAUUGCCAAGGGUCUUUCCUCCUAAAGAGGGAAGAGCCUGGGAACGAGGUUGAUAUGCCUUCUCGAUUCGGUGAAAUACAUUUGCCGUUUUUCAUCAUUUACAAGUUGACUUGUUAACUAUGUCUAUGCAGUCAAAUGUAAACCAUAUCUAUAAAGUUUUCUAUUAUAUGUGAAUUCUCACAUAUGGCCAAUAUAUGAUGCAGACAAAAAGAAUGAAUUUGAUCCUUUCUUGCAGCCAUUCAAGUAUUCAAAUUGAAUAGAAUAUCCGGUAUCCGGCCGGAUAGUAUAGGAAUCAAUAUCAGGUGCACCCCUAUAGUUUAAUACGCCUGUAAUAAACAGCUUUCAGGGCACAACGUACAUUUAGGCUACGUUUACACUUAUACCGGCUAGCUUUCCAUAGCAACGUGAAAAAACGCCUACCAGGACCUUUUAGGAACUCUAUUUUUACAGGAAUUAUUGCAAUGGGGAGAUGUUGUUUCGCCCAGUUUCUGAAAGUUGUACAUUUCGUAUCGGAUAGAUGCUUUUUCACGCCGCUACGGAAAACUAUCCGGUAUAGUGUAAAUGUAGCCUCAUUUAACCUAAAAAGGUAUACCGAAAAUUUCGCUGCAGUAUCAAAGGUUUUGUACAUAUUUGCAGGUUCUCACUGCUAUUGUAUAUGAUAAAGCCAACAAAUUUGCCAAAGGUCGACUUAUAUUUGUAUAUUUAAUUGCAGGAGUCAUACGAAAGCAGGCCGCACACUUCUCAGACGCCAGAGACUGGAAUCGGUGAGUUACUAGCCUGCAUGGCAGGCGGUACGUAG
Paramuricea clavata is the source of this 9667-nucleotide messenger RNA. NCBI's taxonomy places the organism in Eukaryota, Metazoa, Cnidaria, Anthozoa, Malacalcyonacea, Plexauridae. The record is from the annotation of a GenBank genome assembly.